Messenger RNA from Panicum virgatum (switchgrass), 1206 nucleotides. RefSeq lists its product as uncharacterized. The transcript is spliced from 3 exons. The coding region runs from base 1 to 1206 and encodes 401 amino acids. The record is from RefSeq and is a predicted model, not a curated record. Lineage: Eukaryota; Viridiplantae; Streptophyta; Magnoliopsida; Poales; Poaceae.
AUGCCUUCCUCUUGCUCGUCCUCCGUCCAAAUCCUUGACCCCAUCCCGGCGCGCGCCUCGGGCACCACCCCCGUCGACACCAGCGGCAGCGACGAUGACGACAGCUGCUUCGGCUUCGACGGCGGUGCCGCAAGCGCGUCCCCGUGGCCCGCGGCCGGGCGCAUCGCCUCGUCCUUCCGGAGCCAGGCGGCGCUCGACGUCCUCUGCAAGAAGAACGGCGUCGACACGAGGGAGUUCGCCCCGCUCCCCACCGGCGGCCUGCGCGCGUGCUCGCCGCCGCCGGCGGGCGCCGUGUGCGUGUACGCGGACGCGCUGAAGGCCGGGAUGCGCGUCCCGCUGGACCCCUUCUUCCGCGACGUGCUCUCGCACUUCGGCCUCGCGCCGAGCCAGCUCGCGCCCAACUGCUGGCGCGUCAUGGCGGCCUUCCUCGCGCUCUCCCGCGCCGCCGGCAUACGCACGCCGUCGGUCGCCGUGUUCCGGCAGUUCUUCUCGCUGCGCGCGCUGAAGGUUAGGGGCCUCUACUGUUUCUCACCCAAGGACGCCGCCGCCGGGUUGGAUCCAUCCAUCUAUAACAUGCUGCAGAACAUGCGGGCAGAGAAGGCAGCCGCGGAGGCUGCGGCGGCGCCCAAGGUGACCGUGAAGAGCGAGCCCGGCGGCAGCGGCACUCCGGACUGGACGCCGGCGACCGGGAAGAAGAGGAAGAUGCCGGAGGAGGACAAAGCCAAGGAGGGCUUCUCCGCGCGCCAGGACCGCAAGCCACAGCACGCGCCGGACAGACACGACGGCGACACGGUCGACUGGGAGGCGGCGCGGCAGCUUCUGCAGGGCAUCGUCUCGCCGGCGCGGGAGCGCGCGUUCCUGGUGGCGAAACCCUUCAACAUCAUCGCGUCGAGCUACGUCGCGACGCUCCAGGCGGCGAACUACGCGACGGCCUCGUUGGGGCACGCGCUGAAGCUCCAGGAGGAGCUGGAGAAGGCGAGGGCGGAGCUCGCCGAGGCGAAGAAGGCGGCGGCGGCGGAGGCCGAGAGCGCCAGGGCGGCGGCGGUGCAGGAGUUCCUGGGCUCCAAGGAGCACGAGCGCCGGCUGGUGGAGGAGGCGUUCAAGGGGUACGAGCGCGGCCUGGAGGACAUGAAGCGCGUCGCGGUCGGCCUCCGCCCCGACAUCGACCCGGCUCGGCUGUUCGUGCCCCCUGGUGGCUUCCAGUAG